GAUCUCGAGACCACAAAUUAUAUCACCUGGAUAACACCUUGAGACUAAUCUCGAGUUUUUAUCUCCAGUGGACAGUUAGCUUAACCCGCCUGGACUAAAUAUAACCAUAAAAACUUAAAAAACUGCGAAGUCACAAAUUUAUUGUCAUUGUCAAAUAAGUAAAUAAUGAUAUCAAAAUGCUAAAGUAAAAAAUUGCCAACAAAGGUUUAUGCCGUACGUAAAUUAAUAACCUUUUAUAAAUUCAGUAUGAAGUUACCAUUUCAUAGUUUCAUCGGUCCAGUGUUAAGAAAAAACCAGAAAUCCAUACGCACCAUUUGUUCGCACCCUACAUUAUCAUUUUCUCCAUUUUAUGUAUUAAUUUUAGGACUGCUUGGAGUGAUCUUGAGUGUUUUCGAUAUAGUGAGAAUAAUAAAAUGUGGAUCAGUAUUACCAGGACCACUUUUGAAAGAACGAUUAAAGAGCGGAACUCUAGUCCCAUCAGAAGUCGAAAGAGAUCUUAAAUUAAUUUGCUUGGUGCUAUCAACGGAAUACUACCUCUUCCUGUUAAUAGGAUUAAUCACAGGAAAUGCGAUAUUCUUUCUACCUUUCAUGAUACUUUACGCUGUAAUCAUAAUAUUGGAAUGUUCCAUUUUUGCGAUGAAAUCUUGUGUUGAAGGAAUGGAUUUCAAAAAGUCUGGUCUUCUGAUGUCGAUGUUUAUGAUGUACAAUUGGACGUCGGUGUUUUGUACAUUUUGCCGCCAAACGACAGGAUGUGAUGUAUAGUACAGAAAUCAUAGAGAUAAUUGUAUACGUGUAUAUCGUCAAUAAAAAUAUAUGGAAAUAUAAAUAAAAUAAAAA
This is a messenger RNA of Diabrotica virgifera virgifera (western corn rootworm), 837 nucleotides long. RefSeq lists its product as uncharacterized. The transcript is spliced from 3 exons. Bases 247 to 762 code for a protein of 171 amino acids. The record is from RefSeq and is a predicted model, not a curated record. Lineage: Eukaryota; Metazoa; Arthropoda; Insecta; Coleoptera; Chrysomelidae.